Molecule: messenger RNA, 471 nt
Organism: Aspergillus fischeri NRRL 181
Lineage: Eukaryota; Fungi; Ascomycota; Eurotiomycetes; Eurotiales; Aspergillaceae
Exons: 2
Coding region: 1-471 (156 amino acids)
Source: RefSeq, a predicted model, not a curated record
AUGGCCGUCCAUGCUGCGUUUCUCAUUGGGAUGGAGCUGUGCACCCAGUUACAGGAGGACGACGGCCUCUGUCCUGCUCCGUUACGGCCAGACCUUCUUUCGGUGUUGGAGGACGCAAAGGCAUGGUGCUUGAGGGUCAUCAAGGCCGGCGAGACCAAUGUCAAAGGCUACUUGCUCAUGAGCAUCGUUUCAGCCUGGGUCAAAGGGCUAAUGCGCGGCCUUGGAGAGAACGAAGCUACCAGUCUACUGGUCAAAGCCAUCAAAAAUGUCGGAGAGAAAUGCUUGCCAAUCUUAGAAGAGAUGGCAGCCUCGAUGCAAGAGCAGAUUGGAGAGCCAGUGAAUGAUAUGGCAGUUGAGAUGGCCAAGGACUGGAACUUUCUAAUUCUCGAUGCGCCUUUCAAUCUGGGUGACACCGAGCCGAUGAGCUGGAUCUUCAACGAAGACUUUGAUCAGGGGUUUUUGGAACCCUAG